CUUCAUGAUGUCCUUUCAACUCCCUGCUCAACACCAUGCACUCCAGCUUGGAAGCAUCGAGACUGGUCUCCAGGUCAAGAAGCUACCAACCCCUCAACCCGGCCUAGGAAACGCCAUCAUCCGUAUUGAAGCAGCUGGGAUACUCUCGUAUCAUCGCGAUGUCUACAACGGGAGUCGGCACUACUCCUUCCCUACUCCGAUCAUUGGCGGCAUUAGCGCUGUUGGACGUAUCACUGCCCUAGGACCCGAUGCGACUGCGUUGAGUGAAGGACAGCUUGUAUACGUUGAUUGCGUAAUCCGUGCACGAGACAACCCAGAUACACUCUUCCUCUCUGCUAUCCACGACAGCAGCGCCGAUGGCAGCAAGAAGCUGAUGCGAGAUGUGUGGCGAGAUGGAACUUUUGCAGAGUUGUGCGCCAGUCUGGGUUACUCUGUUCAGGACUUGGCAUACAUGGGCUAUCUGCUUGUUCCGUUUGGUGGUCUACGAGACAUCAAACUAGAGCCCGGGGAGACUAUCGUUAUCAGCCCGGCAACUGGUGGUUAUGGCGGCGCAGGUGUGCAAGUGGCCAUUGCCAUGGGCGCAAGAGUUAUCGCCAUGGGCCGAAAUGAGAAAGAGUUGGCUAGGUUGAAGGAGCAUGUACUACACGGCUCGCCAAAUGCCCAGAUCGAAACAAUGAAGAUGACAGGAGAUGAGGCUGAGGAGUUGGCGACACUCCAGACUUUUGGGACCAUCGACGCCGUUUUGGACUUGACGCCGCCUCAAGGAUCCAAGUCGUUACACUUGAGGAGUGCUACGAGUGCUCUUCGUCGUAAUGGGCGCGUCAGUAUGAUGGGCUUCGUUGACCAACCUAUAGUUCCUUGGACUCUCGUGGGUAAAAACAUCACGAUAAGAGGGAAGCUGAUGUAUGAGCGAGAGGACAUGAUACAGUUUGUCAAAAUGCUGGAAAGGGGCUUAUUUCCCCGCGCUAAGGCAUUUGUUGAUACGAGGGCAUUCCAGUUGGAGGACUGGAAGACUGGGCUCGAUAUGGCGGCCGAGCACACUGGAAUCGGAAAGCAUGUAGUCUUUACCCCAUAG
Dothidotthia symphoricarpi CBS 119687 is the source of this 1075-nucleotide messenger RNA. RefSeq names its product putative quinone oxidoreductase. The coding region runs from base 5 to 1075 and encodes 356 amino acids. Lineage: Eukaryota; Fungi; Ascomycota; Dothideomycetes; Pleosporales; Dothidotthiaceae. The record is from RefSeq and is a predicted model, not a curated record. The transcript has 2 exons.